Alexandromys fortis (reed vole) is the source of this 2907-nucleotide messenger RNA. It is a transcript of the gene Ndrg4, whose product is annotated as NDRG family member 4. Gene Ontology annotation, cellular component: cytoplasm. Gene Ontology annotation, biological process: signal transduction; positive regulation of ERK1 and ERK2 cascade. Bases 96 to 1250 code for a protein of 384 amino acids. NCBI's taxonomy places the organism in Eukaryota, Metazoa, Chordata, Mammalia, Rodentia, Cricetidae. The record is from RefSeq and is a predicted model, not a curated record. The transcript has 17 exons.
CCUGCACCGCUCGUGGGCGGCGACGUCCAGGCCCGGCUCCCGCCUGCGCGACCGUGUCGCUCGGCAGCCUGGGGCUUCUGCUCCACGACGUGACCAUGGCCGGCCUGCAGGAGCUGCGAUUCCCUGAGGAGAAGCCCCUACUCCGGGGCCAGGAUGUGACAGAGCUGGAUAACCCUGACACCUUCCUCUCAGUUGUGGACACAGACUGGAAGGAACAUGACAUCGAGACGCCUUAUGGCCUUCUGCAUGUGGUGAUCCGGGGCUCUCCUAAAGGGAACCGCCCAGCCAUCCUCACCUACCAUGAUGUGGGCCUCAAUCACAAGCUGUGCUUCAACACCUUCUUCAACUUUGAGGACAUGCAGGAGAUCACCAAACACUUUGUGGUGUGCCACGUGGAUGCCCCUGGGCAGCAGGUGGGGGCGUCUCAGUUCCCUCAGGGGUACCAGUUCCCUUCCAUGGAGCAGCUGGCCGCCAUGCUGCCGAGCGUGGUACAGCACUUCGGGUUCAAGUACGUGAUUGGCAUCGGAGUGGGAGCCGGAGCCUACGUGCUGGCCAAGUUCGCGCUCAUUUUCCCUGACUUGGUGGAGGGGCUGGUGCUGAUGAACAUUGACCCCAACGGCAAAGGCUGGAUUGACUGGGCUGCCACCAAGCUCUCUGGCUUGACCAGCACUUUACCCGAUACAGUACUCUCUCAUCUCUUCAGCCAGGAAGAGCUGGUGAACAACACAGAGCUGGUGCAGAACUACCGGCAGCAGAUCUCAAACGUGGUGAACCAGGCCAACCUGCAGCUCUUCUGGAACAUGUACAACAGCCGCAGAGACCUUGACAUUAACCGGCCUGGGACCGUGCCCAACGCCAAGACACUCCGUUGCCCGGUGAUGCUGGUCGUUGGGGAUAAUGCACCUGCUGAGGAAGGGGUGGUUGAGUGCAACUCCAAACUGGACCCGACCACUACGACCUUCCUGAAGAUGGCAGAUUCUGGUGGUCUUCCUCAGGUGACACAGCCAGGGAAACUGACUGAGGCCUUCAAAUACUUCCUGCAAGGCAUGGGCUACAUUGCACACUUGAAGGACCGAAGGCUGAGUGGAGGAGCAGUGCCCUCAGCCAGCAUGACCCGCCUUGCGCGCUCACGCACCGCAUCCCUCACCAGCGCCAGCUCUGUGGAUGGCAGCCGCCCACAGCCCUGCGCCCACUCAGAGAGCAGUGAGGCGAUGGGCCAGGUCAACCACACCAUGGAGGUCUCCUGCUGAAGUCCUUGUCCUGCCCAAGACGCUUUCCUGCCCCCAGGUCCCACUGCCAUCUCUGCACCGGCUCAUCUUCCAUUUAGUUUAUUUUUGUGAGAGCGAAGGGGAGGAAAUGGGGUUACUUCUCUUUUACUUAAAAAAAAAUGAGGGGAUCCACCUUAGACAGUGCAGCAGGACAGUCUUCGACGGUGUGAGGGGCUGGCCGGAUCCACUCCCGUUUCUCUCACCAUGUUCACUGCUUGCUAUGGCUCCUGUCACCUACUUACCAUGGCUCUGGGGUGGGGGCAGAAUAUGGGAUACAGUAUUGAAGAAAGAAUGUGGCUCACCCCAUGGGCCUGGCAGAUGUAAAGACAGCGUGGGACUUGAAGAUGGUGGGUGAUGAGCUCAGGCUCCGAUGUGAGUGGGUGUCAGACCAAUGGAGAAUCCUAACCCUCAGGGGGUCCCUUUCCUAUAACCCUUGCAGCAAGCACACUUACUCUGAUAGUACAGGUGACAGUCAUGAGGAUGGAAGCCACAAGAGGGCGCUCUGAGCAGACAGCCAUUUUCCUGGUGCUCUCUGGGCAGGAUAGCUAUGGAGACAGAAUAUGGAGAACCCUGAGGGCAGGAACCCCCAUACUCUGUCACCCCAGGGCCAGGUCCCACCCUGGCGGCAAAGGUCAAGAUUGCUUUGUGUGCUGUGUGUAGCCCCUGAGAACUUCAUGGUGAUCCCUUGGGAGCCCAAAGGUACUUGAGUCCAUAGAGAUUGCUCUUGUCCUCAGAUUCAAUCAAGAAUGUUUGUAGCAAUGCCCUGCCAACUUGGGCCAGUGUGUCACAGACAUCACUGGAGAAGUGAACUCGUUAGAUCUGGUCCAAGACCGAAAGAUCCCACGACCUCUGCCUGCUGGAGGGGCUGGAGCGUGCUUGGUCCUGGGGUGGGAGAUGGGUGGGGGGGGGGGGUUGAGGUGAACACAGGUGUAGAGGCCUAAGGCUCUUGAUGCACCCUCGCCUCCCAGAGCCCACAGCUACGCUGUCUUCCUCUCCACUAUCUUACCAGGUAGAUUCACAGCCCAGAAACCAGAGCUUCAGCCUGGUCACUGGUUUCAUCCACUGUCACCCCCAAACGGGGGAGAGAAAGAGGAGAUGUGUGUGUAUGGGGGGGGGUUGUCGUGUGGACGUUCUGAAGUAAGGACACCUACAUCCGGGUAUCUGUGGCACAGGCCACCCCCUUCUGUAACUGUAAGCCAUUUCUAGACUGCUCUCAAGUCCAGUGGAGUGUGUUCUGUCCCCGGUUGUGUUCACUCCUGUGCUCCCGUGAGUGUUGAAUGUGAUUGUAAAGCUGGUAGAAUUCAAAUCCCUUACUGUAGACAGCACUUCAAGUAUCGGACAUCUCUCUGCUGUGUCCUCAAGGUAUCUAUAAAUAUCUAUACAUUAUAUAUAUAUGUAUGUGUGUGUAUAUAUAUAUCAGGCCCUCCUGUGUCUGGUUUCCCAAUUGGUGAUUGUCUCCUUUUUGGUCAAGAUGAACUUUUAUUGGAGUUCAUUACUUUCCUCUCUGUACAAAGUUAAGAGCCUAAUUUUGUGUAUUCUGGUGGCUGAUUAGCGAUUUUAAGAUGACAAAAUGUAAAACAAAAAAAACCCCUCAUUGAUGUAGAAAAUUAACUGUGCAGAAAAACUAAUAAAUAAGUUA